Messenger RNA from Gadus macrocephalus (Pacific cod), 6339 nucleotides. Its product is annotated as katanin-interacting protein. Lineage: Eukaryota; Metazoa; Chordata; Actinopteri; Gadiformes; Gadidae. The record is from RefSeq and is a predicted model, not a curated record. Bases 341 to 4939 code for a protein of 1532 amino acids. The transcript is spliced from 29 exons.
CGUUGUAGAUCAGCUGUUGUUUGGGUUGUGAGCUGAGCAGGGGGCGUGUCAGGAGCAAGGGGCGUGUCUGGUCCGGCUUCGGCUCGCUAUUGGCAGAUGGCUUGCCUGGUAACCAACCAACGCUAACAACAACACGGUGCAAAUUAAAUUACAUUCUCCAGAACGACACGAAAAUAACGAAUAAUAAUAAAAAAAAAUACUUCGCAUAAUGGGGAAAUGGUCAGGAAUAAUGACCGACACUGAAGAACGGUAAGCAUCAUCCAUCCCUAACACAACCCUGAAGAACGGUGGCUCACUCUGGGUGAUGGGUCCCUGAACAUCAUCUAACCCCAACCCUACUAUGGAUAGCGAGGAACACCAGAGGUGUCCGGGAGUGAAGCUCGGCUUUGCUGUGGAAGAGACUCUGGAUGAAUAUUUAAUUGGCCUUCAGCACAAAAACAGAGUGCUCAAGCGGCUCCGGACCAAAGGCCGUGGGCAAAUAGAGCUGGAGCGGCUGGAGCAGGGCUUCUCCCUCUACCUCAAUGGGGCCAACGCCGGGGCCGGGGGCCACACGCCCAGGAAGCCCCCCAACCUGCCUCCGUCCGCCCCCCCCACCGCCAGGAGGGCCACUCACACUGCCGAUGGUCUGAGAGGCAGUCAGGACAGCCUGGUUCUUAGCGGGCCCACGGGCCCCCAACGGAGCCAGACGGGCCCCCAACGGAGCCAGACGGCCCCUGGGAAGGUCCAGAGAAGGGAAUGGGUGCAGGCCCCAGUCAGGAUCCGCACCGAGGACGGAGCCUGUGUGAGAGCCACCCCGGAGAAGCGCUACUCGGACGACUUUGAGCCUUACGGCAGCAAAGACAUGGAGAGGUCCGGUCCGCGGUCCCCCAUCGCGCCCCGCGGGCCCCUGGAGGCGGACAGCGAGAAGGUGCUCCUCAGCAUGGAGGAGAUGAAGGUGCUGAGGCGGAGCCUGGAGGCCAGCGUCCGCGGCGGUAGCCGGGGCUCCGCGGGGGAGGAGUCGGAGGAGGAGUGGGUGGAGGAACAGAUGGAGAGGGAGGAGAGCACAGAGAGUCUGGAGGAGCUGGGGAUGGCCUCCUCCACCUCCUCCUCCGCCCACCGGCAGCCCCAGCCCCGCCUCCCCAGAGACAGGCGCUGCGCCCCGGCCGAGCUCAUAGUGCUGGACUUUGGCCCGCCGCUCAAAGGGCGUACGGUUGACUGCUCUCUUUCCGCCAAGAGGAGAGACAGCGUUGAGACUUCCCUCUCCACCAAGCAAAGGAACGCUCAAAGGCCUGCGUCCCCCCGCGGCGCCCCCUCCUACGUGGGCAGGAAGUCGUGCAGCGAGGGCCGCGACCCGGAGGACGCCGCCUGCCGCGUCUUCCAGGCCAUUCAGCAGGAGAACAGCAACACGGGAUCGCUGGGCGCUCACGCGCAGGACCGGGACCACAGCGGCGUUACCAAGGCGAUGCAGAGGAUAACGCUCAUGGGCCCCAGGCAUCAGCAGCAGCUCCUGGAAGCUCUGGAGAACCUGGAGACGAAGCCCUGCUUCAGCCCCGCCCCCCAGGCCGGCCUGGAGCUCAGGAGGCCAGCGCCGAGGAGGCCCGCCUCCGCCGAGCCCCCCCCCGCUAUUUACGUCACCAUGGAGAUCCUGUCUAACUGGGGCAACGCCCUCCAGAUGGGGCUGACGGAGGUGGAGUUCUUCUGCCCCAGGAACAAGAAGCUGUACGUGUCCCCGCACGACCUCGACAUCAGGAACGCCCACUCCCCCGGGAACCUGGCGGCGCUGGUCAACGGCAAGGCCAAGACCACCAGGGAGCGCCACAUGUGGGCGUGUCCCUUCCACCCGCCCGUCCAACUCUACUUCAUCGUCAGGAACGCCGAGCGAGCCCCGGACUUCGGGAUCUCCCGCAUCAAGAUCUGGAACUACAACCUCAGCCUCAGCAACCUGGAUGUGGGCGCCAGGCACGUGAAGCUCUACCUCAACAGCACGCUGGCGUACGACGGUGAGCUGGCCAAGGGCUGCGGCGACCAGGUGUUGGACUACAGCACCGCGGUGGACCUGAUGCCCCCCCCGGCCCCCGCCACCAGCCCGGCGCCAGGGGGAAGCCCCCGGCGCCACGACGACCGGCGGGGCCCUGAGGGAGGGGGGGACGCGCAGGACGGAACGCAGAUCGCCCCUCUCCCGCCCAUCGUACCCUCCCCUCCACGCCACUCCCCCGCAGAGAAGGACCCCCGGGACCCCCUGGACCUCUCGGGGUCCGAGGGGCCUCUCUCACUCACUGUAGCCAUGGCGACAGUCACCACCCAGCCCCCCCCCUGCAGGGCGGGCCCCCAGUGGCUGCAGCCCCCCAGCAGGGCGGCGCCGGAGAGGGAGCGGCCUCUCUGGCUGGUGCCCCCAUCGGGCCCCCCCCCCUCGGGCCCCUCCCCCUCGGGCCCCUCCCCGUCCCCCUCUCCCACCCCCUCCCUGCUCCCGGAGCUGGCCUGUGACCCGGGCCAGGCGUGCCGGGCGGGGGACCGGGGGGGCGGCGCUCCGAGAACGGGUCUGGACCCCCCGGGUGGGGACCUGUUGGGGGAGGGGGGGCGCAGGGCGGACCGGCCCGUCAGCGGGAGGCGGAGCUCGGCCCGCGGCGCUAGCCCCGCCCCCACCCGGCAGACGGAGGAGCAACAGGGAGGCGAUGCAGACGAGCCCCUCUCCCUGGUGGCCCCCCGGAGGCAGCGGGCCCCCCAGGCGGGCCGCCAGCAGGACCACACCCUGCGGGAGUCCUGGGACUCCCUUCUGCGCUUCAACCAGUGCCAGCGCGGGCGCAUCUCCAACAUGGGCCUGGAGGGGGACAUCUUCGACGAGUUCCUCCGGCGGCAGGACCGGGCCCCGCUCCGGACCCCCGUCCCCGGGGACCCCCUCGCCCCCCCGACCGCCGCCGGCCCCUCCCUGGGGGGCGCCCCCCCCCCGCCGUGUGAGGACGGCGAGGACGAAGCUCUGGCGGAGCGGGAGGAGGACUUCGAGAUCCCGGUGCUGCCGCGGGGCCGCUGGCUGGUGGUCCACAUCCUGUCCACCUGGGGGGACCGCCACUACGUGGGCCUCAACGGCCUGGAGGUGUUCAGCUCCAGCGGCGAGCCGCUGAAGCCCGCCCUAAUCAGGGCCGACCCGCCGGACAUCAACGUCCUGCCGGCCUACGGCAGGGACCCCCGCGUGGUGAGCAACCUGCUGGACGGGGUGAACCGCACCCAGGACGACAUGCACCUGUGGCUGGCACCCUACACCCCCGGCCGCAGCCACGUCCUCUACCUGGACCUGGGGGCGGCCUGCCGCCUGGCCAUGGUCCGCGUGUGGAACUACAACAAGUCCCGCAUCCACUCGUUCCGCGGGGUGAAGGAGGUGGAGAUGGUGCUGGACGGUAGCUGCAUCUUCCGGGGGGAGAUCGCUAAGGCGUCGGGGACGCUGUCUGGAGGUCUGGACCAGUUUGGGGACACCAUCCUGUUCACCACGGACGAUGACAUCUUGGAGGCCAUGUCGCGCUUCGACGAGACCUUCCCCAGCGAGGGGGGGGGUCCGGACGGCCUGGCCCCCGAGGAGGAGCUGCAGCGCCCCCGCACGGCGGACGGCGAGGGGGAGGAGAGACCCUUCACCCAGGCCGGCUUCAGGGAGGAGGACCUGGAGCUGGAGCCGACUCUGGGCCCUGGCACGGCCUGGCACCAGCAGCCCGCCCAGAGCAUGGAGCUCAAUCCUGGGGUGUAUACCGGCAAGAGCCUCAGGCUGGAGCUGGUGCAGACCUGGGGGGACCCCCACUACCUGGGCCUGACCGGGCUGGAGGUGGUGGGCCGGGACGGGGGCAGUCUGCCGCUGGACCUCAGCAUGGUGACCGCCUCGCCCUCCGACCUCAACCAGCUGCCCGGGUACGGCCUGGACGCCCGCACGCUGGACAAGCUUGUGGACGGUCAUAACCUCACCACGGAGGACCACCACAUGUGGCUGGUCCCCUUCUCCAGUGGGGCGCCCCCCCCCACGCUCACUGUCUCCUUCCCGCGGCCGCAGCCCAUCGCCGGACUGCGGGUCUGGAACUACAACAAGUCCCCAGAGGACUCGUACCGCGGGGUGAAGGUGAUCCGCAUGUUUCUGGACGACGUGGCCAUCUCCCCCGCCGCCGGCUUCCUGGUCCGUAAGGGCCUGGGCCACUGCCACUUCGACUCCGCCCAGGAGGUGCUCUUCAUCGACCUGCUGCAGAACCCCAGGGAGCCACACUACCAAGGAGGCGGGCCCACACCGGAGCUGGCCAGCAGGGACUACGAGGCUCCCAUCAUGCCUUGCGGCUUCAUCUUCCAGCUGCAGCUGCUGAGCACCUGGGGCGACCCUUACUACACGGGCCUGAACGGCCUGGAGUUCUACGACCAGAACCACCAGAAGAUCAGCCUCACUGACAACAACAUCGCUGCGUUCCCAGACAGCGUCAACGUGCUGCAGGGUGUGAGCGGAGACGUCAGGACCCCCGACAGACUGGUGGACGGAGACAACAGCAACCUGGACGGACACCACACCUGGCUCGCCCCCCGUGCUGCCCGGCCUGGUGAACCGGGUGUACGUGAUCUUCGACCGCCCCGUCACCGUGUCCAUGAUCAAGCUGUGGAACUACUCCAAGACGCCGGCGCGAGGGUCAAGGAGUUUGGGCUGCUGGUGGACGACCUGCUGGUCUACAACGGCGUCCUGCCCAGUGCGGGGCCCGUGUCCCGCGGCAUCCUGCCCACCUGCGACCCCGUGGUGCCCUACCACUCCAUCCUGUUCACCGACGACGCCGGCAUCACCCACCGCGAGAGGAACACCGUCAUCAGUAACUUCGUGGAGGACCAGGAUGUGAAGCUGACCAAUGAGAAUCAGAUUGUUUAUCACAACAAGAAGAAAGCGACUGCAGACCCGGCCCUGAGGCCGAAGACCUGCAUGACGGACGCAGGGGGGAAGAGGAGGUUCUGACAGCAGCCAAUCAGAGCCCUGGCCCCUCCCCCUCCCCUAAGAGGAGGUACUGACAGCAGCCAAUCAGAGCCCUGGCCCCUCCCCCUUUCCUAAGAGGAGGUACUGACCAGCAGCCAAUCAGAGCCCCUCCCCCUUUCCUAAGAGGAGGUACUGACCAGCAGCCAAUCAGAGCCCAUGGCCCCUCCCCCUCUCCUAAGAGGAGGUACUGACCAGCAGCCAAUCAGAGCCCAUGGCCCCUCCCCUUCUCCUAAGAGGAGGUACUGACCAGAAGCCAAUCAGACCCCUUGCCCCUCCCCUUUUCCUAAGAGGAGGUACUGACCAGCAGCCAAUCAGAGCCCCUCCCCCUUUCCUGAGAGGAGGUACUGACCAGCAGCCAAUCAGAGCCACUGGCCCCUCCCCCUUUCCUAAGAGGUACUGACCAGCAGCCAAUCAGAGCCCAUGGUCCCUCUCCCUCUCCUAAGAGGAGGUACUGACCAGCAGCCAAUCAGAGCCCCUGGCCCCUCCCCCUAUCAUCACGGCCACUCCCUCAGAUUAUCAAGACAGCAGGUCGCCGCCACUCCGGUGCCCCGCCCACGUCGCCAGGGUAACCACUGGGGCAAAGUGGCCCUGCUCUACUUCCUGCUCAUCACCAGGUCAUGUGACUCAUGCUGUUGGCUGCACCCUCCCCACAUGAUUGGUUGGUGUUCACACACACACACACACACACACACACACACACACACACACACACACACACACACACACACACACACACACACACACACACACACACACACACACACACACACAUUCUCUUCACCAACGGUGCACCUGAAGUCCAUCACCAUGGCAACGAGCACACCCCCCUGCUGACUCCGCCCGUGGUAUCGCUAUGCAGCCGUCAGUCUGUCACCUCACAAGGGGAGCACAAUAGACUCACUCUAACCACCGUCUCAGUCUAUACCCCUAUUCUCUCAAAGUGACCUUUAUGGAUUCAUUAUUUUCCAUUAAAGAGAAAGAUUUUUGCAGAAUUAUAUGAUGUUGAAUGAAUAUAAAUUGCCAGUCAUGGUUUGGUCUAGCUGACGGAUACAUUUGAUAUUUUUAAUAUGCACUAUUAAGAUACCUCAAAGGGAAAAUAGAUUACAAAUGGGGAAAAAGUUCUAGUUGUAGUUCCACUACUUGUAAUAGUUGUUUCUUUGUUUUCGUGUGGUACUGACUGAGGUAACUAAAACAUGUCAAACAUUUGACAGGAGGAAGUUCAUUCACACAUCAAUAAAAUGCAGUUUUAUGUAUUUAAUCUCAAUAUGUUAUCUUCUCUUCGUAGUUUUUUUCGCGUCAACAUCUUAUUUUUUUAUCUUGUUCAUUCAUGUGUACAUUGGUUGUAGGAUUAUUUAAGUGUUAAUAAAAAAUGGGGAACAACG